AUGGUUCAAACGCCGGUCGCGAACAUUUUAAACAACUUGAGAAAGAUCGAAUCGUGUUCGGUUAUGCAUAAUCAACCUGGAUAUUACAUGAUCAGUGGUGACGUUGCACCGGUGUGGUACAUCCCGGCGUGUAUGCUCUACCUGGUCAGUCCAGCGGGAUCAGAAAUCGAGAUCGAAGUAAUGGUAGAUGACUUCAAUUGCCGGACGUCUGAAAUCAUACUAUUUGACGGAUGGUACCUGGUCGAUCGAGUGACCCACAAAAUCACCCCUGUCCCGGAAGACCUUUCGCGGAACUCCUCCAGGAUCUACAACGCGUGUGACUCCAGCAAAAGGAUGCUGAGAACGUCGCAAAACUUCGCUGAGGUCGUAUACGAUCUGAAGCCACUUCAGUGGAUAGUCAUCAAAGUAGAUUUCCGGAACCAGCGACAAGGCUGUGAUAUGCUGCUUCCCGAAGCCGCCGGUGAAUACAUGAUGAGCAAUAACGGCCACGCGGGCGUCUGUCGAUGGUACGUGACCGGUUCGGUAGUGUUGGACAUCAUGGAUACGAACCUCAACGGUAAAUCACAGGUAAACGUCAUGCAGACGGAUCACACGAAAAAUCCGUGUCGGUCUGUUGCCGCCUGA
Molecule: messenger RNA, 624 nt
Organism: Soboliphyme baturini
Lineage: Eukaryota; Metazoa; Nematoda; Enoplea; Dioctophymatida; Soboliphymatidae
Source: the annotation of a GenBank genome assembly